AAAGUCUGCAUCUUUGUUGCGGCAUCAAUCCACUACUUUUAUUUGGCUGGCUUUGCGUGGAUGUUAAUGGAAGGGAUCUAUCUAUAUCUAAUGGUUGUAAAAGUGUUCAACACACUUGUCAAGAUGAGGGUAUUCUACGCAUUUUCUUGGGGUACGUAAAAUCAUCUACCUUACAGUAUUCGACUGAUUUCUCCCAGGCGCAGUUGAGGCCUCAAAUGUAAUAAAUGACCCUAAAUGAAGAAAUUAAGUGUAAUUAAUACCUUUUCGACCUUAAUGUAAUAAAGGUCCUGGAUGUAUAAAAGCUUUGUUACUAUGAUAACGAAGCUUGAGUGUGUAAAAUAACGUAACUAUAAAAAGGAGAUCUGUACUUUAGUACUUCUUCGUGAUCAUCCUUUAAAAUCCUCUGGUAUUCAGCUACUGUUUUCGCCCAAAUAAGACCUUUCUUCCCCAUUUGUUAAAAUAUCCCGUCUUAAAAAAUAGAGCACGAACGUAGAGCACAAUGACUACUCAAGACAUAAAAAUGGUAACACAGCCGCCCAUACCAUCCCCAGUCUAACUUCUUUUCACGUUGCCCAAAUUAAAUAUUACCCGUUGUUUACUGCCCAAUGCUAAGUUUACUGAUGCCUAAGCCUUGUUUUCAGUUUCCCUUGGAAAACCUGUAAUACCCAGGAGAAACUGGAAACAAUUUUUAUGCAAAAUUUUCGAAGAUAAAUAAGGUGUAUAAUGGGCAAUGUGAAAAUUGUAAAUUUACCUUUUUCACAUUGCCCAUUAUACACCCUGUCUAUAAAGAUUUCAAUAUGGCGUGCAAAGUGAAUCGCGUAGCUAUGAAAUUAUCCCAUCAGCCCGUUGCAUGUUCCAGUCUCUGUGACUUAAUCAAGUUUAGGGUCAGUGAACAUUAUAUUGUGAUAGGUUUGAACGCAGGAGUCAUUUCAUAGGUAUUACUGUUGGGACUUUCAUUACAUUUAGGGUCAAAAUAUAUUACACUUAGGAUCGACCUUUUUUUUACAUUCAGGGUCAUUUAUUACAUUUGGGGCCUCAACAUUAAUGUUUUAAUGUGUCAGCUAGUAAAAGCACACACCUCCUUUCUUUAGGAUUCCCGUGUGUUGUGGUACUGUUGUCGCUUGUUUUAGCGCACAUCACAAAUGAAGGCAUAACGAGCUACGUUCACAGUGAUUUGUAA
Porites evermanni is the source of this 1180-nucleotide messenger RNA. The record is from the annotation of a GenBank genome assembly. NCBI's taxonomy places the organism in Eukaryota, Metazoa, Cnidaria, Anthozoa, Scleractinia, Poritidae.